UCAGACCUUUAGUGAACCACGUGAAAUAAUUCUUGUCGUUGAUAAUGGCGGGACAAUGUUCGAACACUGGCCAAUUGUUAUGUUUGUCGCAGAAACACUGGCGAAAAAUGCUGCAGGUUUAGAUAAGAAUGGUAUUUGUCAUGAUAUGGGGGUGAUGAUCUGUAUUCAUAGGUUCUGUCGAGCUAAACUAGCUGCUGGGUGAAUGAUAUACCCUAUCCCGGCACGGACCAUCCUUCCUUGGCGUUCACGUGACAGUAUUGACCUCAAGUUUACGGUUGACGGACACACCUACGACAAAGGAGACCUCAAAGGAGAUUUGGGGCGACGAUUACUUAAGAAUGCUUUGAACGCAGCGUGGCCGGAAAACACAAAGACUGACGACUCGCUAACCGAUAUGGGAAGAAUAUUUACAAACAUAUUCAAGGAGUGGAAGCGUAACAAAAAGCGUGCUACUACGCUACUUAUACUCACGGAUGGUGUUUGGACGAAAACUGAAGAGUUACGUCUCCACCUUACUAUCCUUGAUAUUGCCAGGCAAGAGCAAAUGCACGCAGGUAACCGCCAUUUCAGCAUCCAGUUCAUCCGCUUCGGAGACCGUGAGAAUGAGAAAGCGAAACUUCAAUGGCUGGAUGAUGAGCUCUGUACCCGGAGUAACCUGAGAGACAUCAUAGACCAUUGCUCGUGGCGCACGACUGUAGAUAAGAUGUUCAAGGGGAGUAUUGAAGGCUGGCACGACCAGAAAGAUCCAGAUGAGCUGGACAUUCCAUAUCACUACCCGGAUCUUGUCGCGCUAUUCAAGAGCUUUAAUGAAGGCUCCGACACACUCUCCCCCUCUACUCCGCACCGGACACCGUCAAGAUCUUCGAGUCGUAGCUCCAACUCAACAUCGCAGUGGAGAACCUCGAUGCCACCAGAGCGUACGGGAAGCUGGAAAUCGCAAUCUUGAGCGCCAUUCACUGCAUUAUUAUACUCUCUCUUCACGCUUCCUCUUGCACAUUCACACCAGUGAUCGCAUUUUAGCAAUCAUUGUGAUGCGGGUAACGUUUAUGCACUAGACGGCUUCGAUCAAGUUCUUGCUACACAUUUUAUCGCUUUUCGGACAUUUUAUUUCUUUUCUCUAGCUCGAGAUACCCAAGGAUCGGCAUUGUCAAUGGUUUCAUGCUUUGAGAAGGGAAAGAGCGCCGCUGCAUAUCGCACGUAGCGCUAAUAAAUAUACAAGGAGGCAUUCAUUCUAGCAUCGCAUAUAUUUGCAAUAUCAAAAACUCACGUCUUAACUCGA
Molecule: messenger RNA, 1279 nt
Organism: Cucurbitaria berberidis CBS 394.84
Lineage: Eukaryota; Fungi; Ascomycota; Dothideomycetes; Pleosporales; Cucurbitariaceae
Exons: 3
Coding region: 203-946 (247 amino acids)
Source: RefSeq, a predicted model, not a curated record